AUGGAGUCCGACGACGAUUUUAUGAGUGUCGCCUCGAGCACCGAGGAUUUCCUGGGUACUCAGGGCAGUGACGAUGACAGUCUAGGCGAAGAUUUCGGCGAUGAUUUCGAUGGCGGAUUCUCCAAAGACAAAGACAUCAUCGCGACAUCUCGAAAACCGUACGAGGUCGAGUUCAAGGUCCUGAGCCCCGGGGAUAUUGAGCGGGAGCAAACCCAGCAGAUCAGCGAGGUGUCAACGAUCCUAGGUCUGCCGCCGGAGUCAGCGGCCAUCCUCUUGCGAUAUGGUCGGUGGAGUCGGGAAAAGCUGAUCGAGUCGUACAUGGACCACCCGGAGGAGACGUUAGAGGAAGCCGGCCUAGGGACGAAUUUCCAAUCGACGCCGAAAACCGAAGUUGUGCCUAAUUUCAUGUGUGAUAUCUGCUGCGAAGACGGCGACGAUCUCGAGACGUAUGCGAUGCGGUGUGGGCAUCGAUUCUGUGUUGACUGCUACCGACAUUAUCUCGGACAGAAGAUUCGCGAGGAAGGGGAGGCGGCCCGGAUAGAGUGUCCCGGCGAUAGCUGUCAUAUGAUCGUGGACUCGAAAACACUGAACCUUCUCGUCACGGAUGAUCUCAAGGAAAGGUACCAAACCCUACUGAUCCGGACCUACGUGGACGACAAGGAAAACCUGAAAUGGUGCCCGGCCCCGAAUUGCGAGUAUGCCGUUGACUGCCCCGUUAAGCAACGUGACCUGCGUCGUAUAAUCCCUACGGUCCAGUGCUUCUGCAAGCACUUUUUCUGUUUUGGCUGCACGUUGAAUGACCAUCAACCGGCGCCGUGCUGCUUAGUGAAAAUGUGGCUGCAGAAAUGUGAAGACGAUUCCGAAACGGCCAACUGGAUCUCGGCGAACACGAAGGAAUGCCCCCGGUGCCAUUCGACGAUCGAGAAGAACGGAGGAUGUAAUCACAUGACGUGCCGGAAGUGCAGGCAUGAAUUCUGCUGGAUGUGCAUGGGUCUCUGGUCGGAGCAUGGCACCAGCUGGUAUAAUUGCAACCGAUACGAGGAGAAGUCCGGCUCUGAAGCGCGUUCCGAACAGGCCAAGUCGCGAGCCUCGCUGGAGAGAUAUCUGCACUACUACAACCGUUACGCCAACCACGAGCAAUCGGCCAAGCUCGAUAAGGACCUGUAUCUCAAGACGGAGAAGAAGAUGACCAGUCUGCAGUCGCAGUCGGGCCUCUCGUGGAUCGAGGUGCAGUUCCUCGACACCGCAUCCCAGGCGCUUCAGCAAUGCCGGCAGACCUUGAAAUGGACCUAUGCCUUUGCCUAUUACCUUGCCCGAAACAACCUGACCGAAAUCUUCGAGGACAAUCAGAAGGACCUGGAGCUCGCCGUGGAAAGCCUGAGUGAGAUGUUUGAGAAGCCCGUGCCGGAGCUGGCGAAUCUCAAGGUGGAUAUUCUGGACAAAACGGCCUAUUGCAAUAAGCGGCGGGUGAUUGUGUUGAGCGAUACCGCCGAGAACCUCAAAAAUGGGGAAUGGUCCUUCAACGUGGAGUGGUAG
Aspergillus steynii IBT 23096 is the source of this 1536-nucleotide messenger RNA. Its product is annotated as RING finger protein. Lineage: Eukaryota; Fungi; Ascomycota; Eurotiomycetes; Eurotiales; Aspergillaceae. The record is from RefSeq and is a predicted model, not a curated record. Gene Ontology annotation, biological process: ubiquitin-dependent protein catabolic process; protein polyubiquitination; positive regulation of proteasomal ubiquitin-dependent protein catabolic process. Gene Ontology annotation, molecular function: ubiquitin protein ligase activity; zinc ion binding; ubiquitin conjugating enzyme binding. The transcript has 4 exons. The coding region runs from base 1 to 1536 and encodes 511 amino acids. Gene Ontology annotation, cellular component: cytoplasm; ubiquitin ligase complex.